GUAUUUCAGGAACGGUUACAUGCCUGACAACUACACUUCUGAACAGAGCUGGGAUGCUCGUCUUCUGAUGGAGCGCUCUCGAGCUGUGAAGUGUCCAGAUAUCAGCGCUCACCUGGCUGGUACCAAGAAGGUUCAGCAAGUGCUCGCCAGACCUGGAGUCCUGGAGAGGUUCUUCCCGGACCAGCCUCAAGCUGUGCAGCAGAUCCGAGCGACAUUCGCUGACCUCUACACUCUAUACACGGGUCCAGAGAUCUAUAAAACAGUAUCAAUGGCCUUGCAGCAGCAGAACGGUUUGUCUUGAAGCCUCAGCGAGAAGGAGGAGGCAGGCUAAAGACAUGGUGAUAAAUGAGUGUGUGGGCCAUCUGCUGAGGACCAAGAGCUCAGGACACUCAGACGGGGGCGUCACAGCAG
Messenger RNA from Pelmatolapia mariae (spotted tilapia), 411 nucleotides. RefSeq names its product glutathione synthetase-like. The record is from RefSeq and is a predicted model, not a curated record. The coding region runs from base 20 to 301 and encodes 93 amino acids. Gene Ontology annotation, cellular component: cytosol. Gene Ontology annotation, biological process: glutathione biosynthetic process. Gene Ontology annotation, molecular function: ATP binding; glutathione synthase activity; glutathione binding. NCBI's taxonomy places the organism in Eukaryota, Metazoa, Chordata, Actinopteri, Cichliformes, Cichlidae. The transcript is spliced from 4 exons.